CUUGCUCCUUAUAUGGUAACUAGAACAUCAUUCUGGGUGUUUCCUAUAUAAGGAAUAAUGGGAAGUUUACAAAGAAAACGUUCUUUCUAUGCCACACAACACAAUCUGACUCCAAAACAAAAACUAGUCUCCCUAAAGAAACAACAACAACAACAACAAGUUUUCCUGGAACUAAAAUAUGAUAAGGACUUUCAUCUUCACAGCUUUGCUAGUCCUGUGCUUGGAUGGCUAUAUAGAAACUGAGAGUCCAGGAAAAAGGGUUCGACCAGAGAAUCUGACUAUCCAAUGUUGGGCAAUGAGUUAUCCUGAGAAGAUUCGAUGUACAUGGAAUCUCCAUCCUGAUACUCAACUGAAUACCACAUUCAUUACAACUUACAGGUUGGGUUUAUCAGACCCAGACAGUCAGUGUGUCCAAUCUGAACUGCAUCCGAAAAGCUGUAUUAUAAGUGAUUUUCAGAUGUUCGCAGAUGUGCCAUAUGUUCUCAACGUCACAGCCAAAAAUGCAUUAGGGUCCAUCACAAAACUGUUCCCUUUUGUAGUGGAGGAUAUCAUACGCCCAGAUCCACCUGAGAAUGUAAUUCUUUCCCCGAUUAUUGGGGACAGUAGAAAACUACUGCUGAGAUGGGACCCUCCUCAUUCCUGGCCACUUCCAGAAAUGUUUCCCCUGAAGUACCUGAUUCGUUACAAAAGGGGCAGAGCAAAAUCCUAUAAGAUGAUUGGUCCUUAUGAGCAGAGCUAUUUUUAUUUGCCAGUAACCCAACCAAAAUCAGUUAUUCAAGCACAAGUGGCAGCCAAAGAUUUCACAGAUUUUGGCAAUAUCAGCGAAUGGAGUACAGUGGCAACAGGGAGGCUCUUGGGACCCUGAUGACCAAUUUAUCAAGCAAAAAAUAUGGGCUAAGAGAAGGUUGUGUCAGCAAGAUUGAAAACACAGUUUGUGCACACUCCAACGGAAACAUGAUAAUCUUUAAGAAUAUUAAAGGGCAGUGUGACCCUUUGUUCAUGAAUAUGGCUUGUGCAGAAAAUACUUGUUACCUAUUAAUCAUGAAAGUUUGUUUUUGUUAUUUGUAUAUUUAUAAUUGUUUUUGUAUAUUUCUGUAUUGAAGCAUCUAUAUUUUUGGUCCUUGAAAAGCAGAUUUCCACAGAUACAAUUCCCACAUAAUGGACUGCAUAGGGGUGCUGAAACUGGUACAUUUCUGACAGAUGCCCAUUAUCAUCAGUGUUAUCCAGUAGGAUUGGAAUUUACCAAUUGUUCAUAAUAAUUGUCAAAAUUGUUUAUUCUCUUUUUGGACCAUUAGCCUGUCUGGCUACCUACCUGGAUUUGACAUUUGGCAUAUGUAAUCAUACUUAUGUUUUUGCUUUUGUUGUGGUCCAUACACAUCACCUCACUAACCAUCAGCACAAAUUUUACUACAGCAUAUGUAAUUACUGGGGUUAUUAUACUGUAUAUCUGUACUAAAAGGCUAAAAGGGGACGAUUUAUUCCUUGAAAAGCAAUCUCCACGCAACACAUCAAAUAAUGGUUUCAGGGGGAUCAUUAAAACUUUUUACCUAAAA
This is a messenger RNA of Xenopus tropicalis (tropical clawed frog), 1553 nucleotides long. RefSeq names its product Epstein-Barr virus induced 3 (gene ebi3). The transcript has 6 exons. Lineage: Eukaryota; Metazoa; Chordata; Amphibia; Anura; Pipidae. Gene Ontology annotation, cellular component: membrane. Bases 179 to 865 code for a protein of 228 amino acids. Gene Ontology annotation, biological process: cytokine-mediated signaling pathway. The record is from RefSeq and is a predicted model, not a curated record. Gene Ontology annotation, molecular function: cytokine receptor activity.